AUGAACAUGGUAUGGGGAAAGAAGGAAAGUUCAAAACACGACGACGACGACGACGACGACGACAACAAGAGGAUAACAGGAGAUGUACCUGCAAACAUGAAAGAAGAAGACAACCUUGAUUCACUUAUUGCUGGUGCAUUGAAUCAGCUGUCCAUCAAUGAGCGCGAACAUAUAUACCAAGAGAUGCACGGAGUAGAUGACAUUGUAAAUGAGACACCAGUUAUGCUUCAGCGAAGUAUGAUGGCACUCCAUACUGAAUUAGAGAGACUGAAACAUACCCCAAGUCACAACCGUGAAGGAUUGGCUUUCAACACGGCAGAAGCAAUCUCGCGAAACUAUGUCAACGAUCCAUUCUUCCGAAUAAAGUUUCUUCGGAGCGAAAAGUUUGAUGUGAAAAAGUCUGCAGCACGAAUGAUCAAGUUUUUCGACACCAAGAUGCAACUUUUUGGAAAGGAGAAGCUGUGCAAAGACAUCACGCUUGACGAUUUGAAUAGUGAUGACAUGGCGCUGUUGAAGUCUGGAUAUUUACAACUACUUCCAACAAGGGACCGUUCAGGGCGGGUGGCAUUGAUGAUGUUCUUUUCGGAAAGGAAGCACAAAGUUCCGGAAAAUGUUGCUCGAGUCGUGUUUUACCUCAUAAUGACAGCAGUAGAAGACGGAGAAACACAACAAAGAGGAGUGACAUCAUUGAGCUACAGUGACUGGAAGUUUGAUUUAAAAAAGUUUGACCUUGGUACACUGAAUGUUGGAGCUGUGUUGGAAAAGUGUUUGCCUGUAAAAACUUGCUCCCAUCAUGUGUGCUUCAGCCAACCGGAAUUUCGAUUUAUCGUUAAUACUGCCGUUUAUUUCAUGCAUGGAGCCGCAAGGGCAAGAAUCAAACUUCAUUGGGGCACUCACAUGGAGGUUUUGUAUGAGUUGAUGGCCUUUGGCAUCCCCGUCGAUUCGGUACCAGUGAGCACAGAGGGGGAGCUCAAACGAAAGAAUCACUUGGAUUUUCUCAAAAUGAGGCAACGGCAGGAAUCGAUGGUCGGUGCACCACGGAUAGUUAUUCCAACACACAAAGAUGUUCUUUUCGGGCGAGGAAAACCAUUUCGAGAGCAUCAAGGGAAUAUCAUUCUGUACGAGAUGAUUGAUAGCAAACUGGAGUAUUACGAAUCUGCGUCAACAAAACAAAAGACAGCAGCAAUCACAGAAAUGGUUGAUGCAGUGAACUCAUCAGGAGGACGGUUUCUGAAACAAGAUGUUGCGGGGUGUUGGAUGGCAGUCGACCCCAAAAUGGCAAAGGAAAAGGUGAGCAAUACCUUUCGGACACGGCGCCGAAUUGCCUCAUCGGAAAACGAAGAUCGGAAGAACUCGGAAUUCAAAGUGGUCUCCGAAGGUAAAAAGAGAUUCAGGAAAGUUUCGUCAGAUGUAGACAUGUGA
This is a messenger RNA of Cylindrotheca closterium, 1422 nucleotides long. NCBI's taxonomy places the organism in Eukaryota, Bacillariophyta, Bacillariophyceae, Bacillariales, Bacillariaceae. The record is from the annotation of a GenBank genome assembly.